Molecule: messenger RNA, 5310 nt
Organism: Patella vulgata (common limpet)
Lineage: Eukaryota; Metazoa; Mollusca; Gastropoda; Patellidae
Exons: 4
Coding region: 140-1192 (350 amino acids)
Source: RefSeq, a predicted model, not a curated record
UUUCCUAUUGCCUCCAUGCAUUAGCUACCUUCAAACGUUGGAAUUUGAAGUUGAAAAUGAUAUUUUUGCCAAUUUCUCAGCUGGCAAUAGUGAAUUAUAGGAUUAAUAGGAUUAUUCGCUAACAAGAUUAACCAGCAUAAUGACAAAAGGUUACCUAGUAGAUCCAGCCAAUAUUGUAUUAUUUAUUUCUGCUGUUGCUACGGUGUAUUAUCUUACGUAUGGCAUAUGGAGAUGUUAUCCUACUUCUUGGAAUGAGCGAAUGUCAAACAUAAGCUAUGGGGAGUGGAAUAAAAACAAAGUUUUCUCAGAAAUUCAUGACUUCUAUGGAAAUAGCAGUUUAACAUCAGAAGUUACAAUAGUCACAGCUUAUUUCAACAUUGGAUCCUUCCCCAAAGGUGGUGGUGAAUAUACACCAGGUUUAUAUGCACACUGGAUGAGCGUCUUUGGACGUCUUGACAACCCUUUGAUAAUGUUUACCGAUUCCGAGGAUGUCCUUGAAAUUUUCAAAAGGCUACGCGCCAAAUUUCCAGCCGAACGGACAAAGUUAUUUUUGAUAGCUAGAGAUAAAUUAUGGGCCUUUUCUUUAGCUUCAACAAUAAAAUCAAUAUAUUCCCAACCAAAUUACCCCCAGUUUAAACCGAAUACCAUAAACGAAAAAUAUUCUUGCAUAAUGCACGCUAAAUUUGAACUAAUGAAUAAAGUUAUUCGAGAGAAACUAAUGAAUACGCGGUACGUCAGUUGGUUAGAUAUUGGGCUUUUUCGAGCUGUGGUGUAUGAAACGCAUAUAUUUCGAAUAGACUUACCGAAAGACUUUGACCAUACUAAAAUUGGGUAUAGUGGAGUGAAAGAAUUCGAUGUAUCUCUGACAACCCACGACGUUGUUAGUAACAAUCUUGUGUGGGUAGGGGGCGCCAUGUUUAUUGGCACACCGGACAUUAUGUACAUCUUCACAGAAGAUUAUAUAAGGAGUGUGACUAAGAUGAUCGAGAUGAAGAUAAUGAGUACAGAUCAACAAGUUCUAUACAGCAUGUACCUGCCCAGUUUUCCAAUUAAACCACGAAUAGAAAUUCAACUGUUUACUUCCCACAGUGGUGAUGAUUGGUUUUACAUUGGCUAUAUAAUAAAAGACAUGCAUGACAAAAAAAGGCGCGAAAGCCGUGACCUAUCAUUUUACAAUGUCCAUUAUGUUUAACUGUGUGUGGGGGUGUGUGGGUGUGGGUGGUUGUGUUUGUGUGAGAGAGAGAGUUUAACGUCUACUCGACACAAUCUAGGUCUUUAUGGACUAUAAAGUGCAAUCAGGCUCCAGCUCUAAAAUACAAAACAGGUGCUUUUUAUUUUUAAACAAUUAUAUGCAGAUUAUCUGAUUUGUAACCCUCGUGAUGGUGACAGUAGUUCUUGUCUGUGUGUGUGCUUCAUAUAAUAUUAUAUAAUUAAUGCCGUCAAGAUUUUUAUUCAAAUUAACCAUAGACACUUCGAUGGGCAGAGAUUCUGACAUGGAUGGAACGAAAAACCGAAGUCCCGUGUACACUUGCUCUUUGUCACCCCUGUUGACCCAAAAUGCCUACUUUUGGGUCGGAUAUACCCACUUGUGAGUCCCAGGCUUAUCUCAUCAUUAUAGAAAUAUUGAAACAAUGUUAUGCGCUGUCACGCGGGGCCCCCAGAUACCCGUGACCAAUGGCCUACAAUGCCUAUUGGUAAAUUCGGCCCCGCACCCUUGUCCAUCCGUCAAACAUAUUGUAAACGCUCUACUAGUCAAGUUUUGAGAUUUUUUUCAAAACUUGUUGGAAUUAUUCAUCCAGUCCAAAGGAGUUCUGCCUUUAAUAUCGAAACCUUAAAGUGACUCUUUACAGGCUCGUGUUUUUGAGACUUUCGUUCAAACUUGAGACGUAUCCUUAUCGAAAUUCGCAUUUGCACAGCGAUUUUUCUUAAAGUUACUGCCCCUGUCACCAAAACCUUGUAAACCCUCAAGAUGUCAGAGAUUGUUUAGAUUUUUAUUUUCAAACUUAGAAUCAUAGGAAAAUUAAGACUCGCUAAUCAAUUUUAUGCAUAGUUAUUGCCCAUGACCCGGAAAACAUGAACGUCACCCUUGGCGAAGCUAUUGGUGGGUAAAUAUUUGUUGUCUGAGAAAGCUAUGUUUUACAUUUCAGUUAUAUUCUAUUCCUCACUUUUGAUAUGCCUUAUUUAUAAAGAAUCCGGAGUGUACUUUCAAUGGCUAUAUAUAUUACACAAGGUACAAUUUUAUGGAUACACAAUUUCUGAGUUUAAUACUGAACGUUUUGACAAGGAUACUCUUGUCUACAUCAAGCAAAUGAUGAAGACGAGAAUGUCCUCGUGGAAACAUCACUUUGUAAACUCAGUUGGGUAUCCAUAAAAUUGUACCUUUUGUUAAUAUGGUCAAUUACUAAAUGCCUAUCAAAGAGGAUAUAUAUUUGUAAGGUGCCUUGCCGUUGUAUGAUUCCCCCUCCUAGAAUAUUAAUUAAUAUUCCGCUGGAUCUAAUUCUGAACUAUUCCGUCUAUGCAUAAUAUGCCGUUCCAAUAAUUAUAUGAAAGUAUUACCAAGCUCUAGGUUGUUAUAGAAAUACGGACAUUUAAAAUACAUUUUUAUAGGGAUUUAUAUAUUAUAAUUAUUAUAUGUAAUAUUAUUAUUGUUGUUAUACCAAUGUUAUUAUCUCCUAUGUUUUCAAUUAUUAAAUCUGCUUUUAAUAGAUUGGUUUCCAUUAUAGUUAUACUUAACUAAUCUUGAUUUUUUUUUUUUUUUUUCAAAUUUUGUAAUCUAAUUGUAUACCCUCAUUCUGAAUAAUAUCAACCUCGUCGUUCAUCCGUAUUUUGUUGACAAGCAAACAUUAUCACGGUUUUGAUCAAAUUGGAUAUAGAGAGAGAGAGAGAAAUGGGGUUUAAAGUCCACUCGACACAAACUAGGUCAUUUCGGGACUAACAUAUGGUUUUAAUUUUAUUUCAAUAAUUCGCUUGCGCGUAGGGGUCUUUAGCAGUGGGAGGAAACCGAAGGACCCGGAGAAAACCCACGAGGUUGGACAGGCGACCCUACUCCUUGUCACGUACAACCGGGGAUUCGAAACCACUCCAGUUGACUCAAUGACAGGUUUUAUGAUACAGCGCGCACGUGCUAACCAUUCGGCCAUCCAACCCCCCCAAAUUGGAUAUAACUCGCUUGCUUAUUAAAGAGGCAUUAUGUAAGAUUUAGGUAUUUAAAAAAUAGAUAAUGCAAAAUGAAUAUAUCUAAAUUUUCGUUCAACUUACUUUAUUUUAAACGAAUUUAUCAAUGGUUGUAGUUUUGACCAAUCUGAUUAAAAUACAGAUCUAUACAUGGCGAUCUGACAAGUUGUACUCGAAGGUCGUGUCAGAGGUCGUACAAGCGGCUUUUGGCCCUAUGACAUCAGACAUUGAUUAAUCAGUCAGCGUUGACAUACUUGUGGUUUACCCACAGUGCCUUGCAUGGCACGCCAAGAAGUUGCCGUGACAGACCGUUUUAUUGGCUUAUCCCUAACUUCAACCAAAACGCCGGUAAUAUAACAACUCUUCCAGAUCCUAGUGUAGUAAAGACAAGUAAAACGAAAUUUGGAACUAUAAAAAACGAAACGAAAUAGGGUCUGUGUAUUAAUCAGAUUGAGUUUUGACAAGAUAUGUGGUUCUUCGAGUCUUAGCCUCGCGUCUCCAUUUUUACAUUAAAUCAUUAAAUGGCCGAACCGUUUAAUCUACUUAAAAUUGGAACCAUCCGAUGACAUCGAGGGUUGAUUAUGGGCUUGUCAUGUUAAUAGAUGUCUAAUUAAUAAUUUAGAUAAUAUUUAAGGCAUAAAGAGAAACCUGCAAUAGGAAGAUUUAGCUCUUGCAUAAUGCCUGUUUAGUAGUGUUAUAUCAUACAGAUGUGCCUAAUGUAAUAUUUAAGAAUUUCGAUGAGUCUUCUAUUGUUACUGAAACGCCAUGACACUGUGCGUAAUGUAAUAUUUAAUGUUGACGAAUAUUUAUAGAGUUAAUGCCUUUGCUCCUUUCACAGUUUUUUGUUUUAUAUCAUACAGAUGUGCCUAAUGUAAUAUUUAAGAAUUUCGAUGAGUCUUCUAUUGUUACUGAAACGCCAUGACACUGUGCCUAAUGUAAUAUUUAAUGUUGACGAAUAUUUAUAGAGUUAAAGCAUUUGCUCCUUUCACAGUUUUUUGUUUGGUCAUAAAGAUGCGAUUAGAAUUUCGAUGAAUAGUUUAACAUAUUUAACAAUAUGCAGUAUGUGUACUUGGUACAAUACAAACUAUAAUUAUGUGACAACCUGUUAAAGCCUCCAUCACAUAUGUUGUGUCUAAUGAAAUAAAUAUUAAUAUGUGUAUUUGCAUUGCAUGUAGGUGUUUAUUUGGCGAAUGCUUGAUGAAGUUCGAAGAUUACAGAGAUAAGCAAUUUGAUUAGUUGAAGCUUUGGGACACGAUAAUUUUCAUUCUGAUCAAGCGAGGGAGAUGAAACCUGGUACCUUGACUAAGUUGGAUAAUGGUCAUUUUCUGCUAGUCGUAAGCAGAGCGAUAAGCAAUUUAAAUAAUUGGUCAAGACUUAAGAGCUCGGUUGACUAGUUCGAUGAUGAGAGUUUUUUGCUUAGGCUAAGUAGCGAUAAGCAAUUUGAUUGGUCAAGACUUUGGAGCAUCACAACUCUGAAUUCAAUGAUUAACAUUUCCGCUAAAGCUAAGCAGAGCUAAGCAAUUUAAUUGGUUGAUGCUUUGGGACAAGAUAACUUAGUACAGAGUUUCACUACCAGGUACUUUAGAACCUUGACUGAAUUCGAUGGUGAAUGCUUUCUGCUUAGAUUUAGUAUAGAUAACAAGUUUGAUUGCUCGAUACUUUUUUCAGAAGGAUACAUGUGUAAUUAAUCAGUAUGUAUCAUCUAUUUAUUUUGGUAUUGCGUAGGGUGACAUCAGCCUCGCUGCUGGCUUGUUAAAAGCUAUACACGGUUUUAAAGUCAUGGUUUAACUUAGUGACACAAUUUAUAUUAAGCAGCAAGUAUGUGCUUUUAAAAAAGACUAAUUUAGUGUUGUACAAUUGGGAUCUUAAGUAUUCUCAAGUAAUUCGCAUUUGGUUGUUUAAACAAAAUAACAGAUUAAAGUUGUAGGAAUGCUUUCAAUGAAAUGUUUCAGGAUAUUGUCGAUGAUUCCAAUAAUUUAUGUUUCUUAAAAUAAACACUUAUUUUGUGAUUUUGCUAUUAUUUUUAUUAUUAUUAUUAUUAUUAUUAUUGAUGUUAUUAUUAUUACUAUUAUUAUGUUCAAUGUAAGUAAGUUAUAACAAAGCUUACAAGGUUAUAUUAAAGUUGAUAAUAUUUUC